This is a messenger RNA of Racocetra persica, 274 nucleotides long. Lineage: Eukaryota; Fungi; Glomeromycota; Glomeromycetes; Diversisporales; Gigasporaceae. The record is from the annotation of a GenBank genome assembly.
AUGGGGAGUUGCCCCAAUAAUAGUUCAAAUAAUGAAGCUUCUACGGAGCCCAUCGACGUAAAUAUUAAUGCCAUGUGUGACACCGUGGCAAAAAGAUAUUGCGAGGUUCCUUUGAGAGUUUUGUGCGGAGAACAAUGUUUGGAUAUACGAGGUCAGGUAGAUACCGAGAGGGAAGCCGAAAUUAAGAACUUCUUCGACCUUCUUGAAGAAACCCGAAAAAACAACGCAUAUGUUGUUUACGGCCUAAAAAUAAAAGACCUUGUUGAAAAGAGGG